Molecule: messenger RNA, 16950 nt
Organism: Sycon ciliatum
Lineage: Eukaryota; Metazoa; Porifera; Calcarea; Leucosolenida; Sycettidae
Exons: 6
Coding region: 762-15602 (4946 amino acids)
Molecular function (GO): ATP hydrolysis activity; ubiquitin-protein transferase activity
Source: RefSeq, a predicted model, not a curated record
UAGCCGGGAGGAAUCACGGUGAUAUUCAUGAAUGGCCUUUCCCUUGUCGACAGGGACGAACUCGCAUUCCCCUGUCUACUUUCUGCCAAAUUCUGGUCGAAGUACACGAGUCGCGUGAUCACAGGUGCAGAUGUUGGAUCCGGUACCAAGAGUACUUUGACCUCGCGCGAUCAGCAGCAGCAUUCUUUUUCUGCGCCUGACUGGUUUAGACGUUAGUUUGCUUGCCCAACACAAGCCUGUGCCACUGCACUGCACUCCCAGACUGACAUGAGGCCGUGAUGGCUUUGUUUGCAACUUUCCUAAAAAAAACAAGCCGCACAAAAUUGCUUCAACUAUCAAGUAAGUUACUUGAUUCUCCAGAUCGUUCUGUUUUUGAUGUUCAUGGUAUCAUCAGACAUGGUACCGAUACUACCAUUGGCAUUGACUACUGUGCUUGUACCAGAAGUCCAGAACAUUGUGCUACACGUGAAUGUGUGCCGCUAGCGCACAGGGCGCAAGGAAUAUUGCUGACUAUCGCCAGCCCGGUGCGCGGUGAUUCACUUGGCCAAUCAUUUUGAGCUCUGCAGUAUUUUCUCCGUUCAGGAAGGUGUCGCCCAGCCCACUCGCAUAAUAGUGGACUUCACUCCCGCUGUGCACCAACCGAUCGCUGCCAUUGCCUCUAUUCGGCCGUUUCGGUGAUGAACGGAUGAUGUGAACGAGGGAGUCGUAAUAAUACAACCCACUAGUGUGACCCCGUUGAGUUGUUGUUCAGCGGGCACACAAUGGAGGCAGCUGGCGAUGAGGAUCACGCUGAUGGCACACCUCUAUUGCAAGAUGAUCAAGACCAGUUCGGCGUAGCACCUAAUCACUCAGCUGUUGGUGAGGAUGGCGAUUGUGCUGAACAUGCUGAACAUGAUGGCGGCAACGCUGUCAUUGCUAAACAAGAUGUUGGCGUGCACGAUGGGCAGGGCAGCGGCGCAGAAUGCGCUGUCCACGACUUUGAAAUUGUGGAUGAUCUUGCCACGCUGCUUAAACCUGUCAUUGCCUCUCCGCAGCAGCAUCCAGGACAAAUCGGAGGUGAUGUUGGGGAUCCGCUCCUACUAUUAGAUGAGCGCUACCCACCGCACGCCAUGGUGCUGAACAGGAGAACGCAGCGAGUUGGCCUUGUUCCGUCUUCAUCUAUCAGCCGCACUGCGAAAGAUCCAGUUCAUGAUCUUGUACAUGAAGCCAGUGCCAGUGCAAGUGAGGUGGAGAGCAACGGAACAUUGAUGGCUGACCUGAGCAGUGAUGUGAAGAAGAAAGCAAUGCUGGAAAUGACGCAACUUCUGUCCAAGGAAGGCGCCUUGUUCAAAUUGAUCGAGUGGCUACAGCCGGCUUGGUUCAGCAGUCUUGUAGCAUAUUUCCACACCCCUGCUGCAGAUCGAUGCAGGUCGUUUGGUCUCGCCGGUGUCCGCAAGCUGUGCCAGGAGACCAAGAGAUUCAUGUCUCUCUGUUACGCUCUGAUUUCCAACGUAGAAGCCAGAGCGAUUGUGCGGAUUGACACAAGCACUGCCAGGCUGCACGUGUUUCUCAUUGGUGUACACGUGCUGCUGCGCUUGCCCCAUCCUGACUGGUUCUCGGGACUGGCCGAUGCCGUCGAGUUCAAGGAGCUCGUCACCGACAUGAACUGGCAUGCACUGUCCACGCUGAGGCCUGACGUUGCGUCCACAAUCCUGGCUGAUAUCCCGCUGUUGCGGUCACUCGCCGAGUGUGUGUACUCGCCAACGCGUACCAUGAUCACGAACCUACUUGCCGAGAACUGCUCGCAUCACAAUAUGUUCCUUCUCGUCUGCAUGAUGCUGGUGGAGGGCUGCCUGCGAUCUGUCAACAGCAGUCCUUUCGGCGUUGAUCUUGGUUGGAAUCAAGUGGCAUGUCGGCUCAAGCUGCGCAGUCUGUCCAUUCCGCCCACCUGCUUCAUGCAUACCCUGUGCGACUUCUUCCGCAAUGAUUUCUUCUGUAAUUUCACCACUGAACUGCCCGUAGAUGAGAUCAUGAAGAAUAUCUUCAACUUCAGUCGCAGCACCGUGGAACUGGACGUGGUGGCGAUAGCCAAGGCAGUGUGGCCCCUGGUCCACUACAGCAAACCAAAGCCGCGUGUGAUCAACAGCGUCGUAGAGAUGCUUUCCAAGGCCCUGGGCAGAACAAGUGCUGAUGGUGUGCAGGAGGAAGUGGAGCAGUGCGCUUCACUCUACCUGGGGCCCGAUGACCUGGCACGGCUACUGCGCCUGAACCACAGGGUUAUCAAUGUCAGUACGCUGCGCCGGCUGUACACUGGUGUCGAUGGCGUGACCCACGAACGCCGGGAAGCGGCCCUGGAGAGCAUUCAAAAGAUUGUGUUCGACACGUUCUACGAAGCACCGAAGCUGGACUCUGAUCCUCUGGACUCCAUCAUCACAGCUAUGUCUUCGGCAGAUGCUGACUCUCGAUGGCAAUCCACCUGCAUGGCCAUUUCCAUUGUUCACGGCCAAGAGAUUGGCAGAUUCCGGUUGCGCUGGUGCUCAACUGCCAGGAUGGUUGACCUCUUAGAGCGGACAGAGCACGCGGAGACGAUAAAGAAGUCACUCGCUGCCACCAUCAAGAACCUGCACAUGGCACUAGGCUGCGAAGCGCUGUUGACUGCUAGUACUAUCAUGGAAUCCGUGUUUCUAAGAGACAGCUGUUUGAUAGGCAGCUUAGACGUGCAGCCCAGGUUCUCGCUGCAGUCAGUGCUCACGACUCGAGAGCACAUCAUUUAUGCCAUCGACACUCUGAACGACCUUCAGAAUCCCGACGUCAGGAAGGACUUCCCGUUGGACAUGUUCACCACCGAGACAAACUGUAUGGUCAUGUUCUGGUCCUUCUACUGUGCUAGCCUGCUGGAGACCUGCAAACGUUUCCCCAGCGCCAGCAUCGAUGACGUACUGUGCGAGCUACACGACCGUCUGGAGACCAUUGUUGAGCAGAUGGAUGGCGUGCCGUGCAUGUCUGGCUUUGCCGGCGCGAUGGCAUCCACAGUGAUGGCGAUAUUCCAGCUGAGAGAGCCUGCCAUCAAGCAUGUACCCAAUGAUGCUGUGCUGCUUCUUCUGAGAAUGUGUACUCGAGCAGAGGCAGUGCACAAGAAGGGUGGCGUCAGCAUGCCGUUUCAACUGGAAGCAUUCCAGGCGUACAAGGCCAGGGUCCAGCGGACAGCUGCUCACUACCGCAGUGGCGAGUACUCUCGCGUCGACUAUGAUGAGUACGUGCAGCACAAUAAGAACCUCAGCGCCAUCUGCUGUGCGUUGGACCUGGACACUGUUGAUAACCUGGACAGCUUCCGGCAGCUUGACCAGCAGUGUGAGCGACGCAUAGCGCUGCUUAGCUGGCAGCAUCUCAAGGCUGCUAAAGGAUCCCAGCAACUCCUGAAGGAGCUUGAAGGCGUCAAGCAGAAUCCUGCCGAACACCUGUGCAACAUCAGGCAGCUGCUGCAGAGGGUGGACGCCGAAUUCCUGCAGAGACUAGCCUUCCCUGUUGGCUCUGUCGAGUACAAUUGUCCUGCGCACGAGUACAUCACGGAGACGAUCAAGAAGAGCGUGCUAUGCAGCCGCCUGUCCGAUGUGACGUUCUCCAUGUACCCAGCAGAGCUUUACCCGGACUGGACUUCUAGUGUCGGAAGUAUUCUCUCCCAGAUCUUUGAACAGGUUGAGAAUCUACUCUCACCGCUAACCCAGUACCAAUGCCUAUCACGUAUAAUCGAUGGCAUUGUCACAAGCAGCCCCGCCGGAUAUGACAGCUUCCUGGCAUGCCUGGACGAUGAAACCGAAGUGUUUCGCCAGUCGCCACCACAUUCUGCCAACGUGAGCGGCAUAGAGCGCUUGGACCGCCUGCUGUGGUACCGCGCCUGGAGGGCAUGUGGCGUGAAGGGUGUCAUCAAAGCGCUACGCCUGAGCAGCAAGAAGUCUGACGAUGUACUGGAGGCAUGGGUGUGGCAAAGCAAUCAGCAUGAUCCACCAUCCGACUCUCCUCUGCGCAGUGCCUCGUCCAGCUCGCACAAACUCAUGCAGCUGACACAGCAAUUCAGCCUUCACCAUUUGAAGUUCUUCUAUCUUGUGCAAGAAGACCUGCUUGGUGGUCUCUUUGGCUUUUUCAAAGAGCUUCACUUCACCAUGAGCAGCUCACUGCGGCAGCGUUUUCAGCUGCUGAAUAUCAGGCUUGAGGGUGAUCCACAUGCCGACAAGCUGAUGACGUCGCUGUACGCUGUUGAGAACAUCGUCAGCCCCUUCUUCUUGGACUUGACACCGUGCGAUGUCCUGGAGGAGUUUCGGCACAGCAAAUUCGACAGCCGUUCAGUUUACGAAGCGGCCCGCAACUUGGCUGCAGUUCGUCGACUGCUGGACUCCGUGAUCAGCAAUGCGUUCGAUGAUGCCAAGAGCGUUCUGUUGGGUCUUGGUGAUCCCUCUAAAGCCACAGUCGAAAUUCACCUGGAUACCUCGGAGCACUAUCAGUACGUGUGCAAGUUUGAAAGACUGGACGGUGCGCGGGACCAUCACACAAUGGCGGAAACCAGGCAGUUCCAACUCUGUUUGCCAUACCUAAGAAGUUUGGAAGAGCCAACCAGCCGGAUAGCCACGACUUUGUCAGAUUCAUUCGGCUUGCUGGAGAAAUUGAUGGCCAAGGUGUUGGAGCUCGAAGGUAACGGACACUUUGCCUUCCUGAAGAAAGUCGAAGAUGUCCCGGUGCCAAUUUCUCAAUCAUGUCUAGAAACUCUCUUGUUGCAGUACACCGAGGAGCUGACACAAUGGAAAGCGAGGCUUCCACUGGCGAAGGAGAAGUGUCCCGUGCUCAACAUGUUUUCCAACUACAGCAUAGGCUCCAUGGCUAGACUCGUCGCCCGGUGCAGUGAUGCUAACGUGUCUGCCAAAGAAGUGCGUUGUCUUGUAUCAAGUCUGCUCUGGCACGUCCUGUCUACAGUCCCACUGGCUGUGCCAAACGCCGGCUCACUAACUUGCACCACAAUCCGGGACGCUUUGGAGAGCAGCGAGGCCGGAGGGCCGGAUCCAUUGGAGCAGCUGGGAUUAUUGCUGUCACAAGUUGUUCAGCUGAAGUCUGCGUCACCUGCUGCUGCUUCAUUGCCUGGUGUCCACCAUACGAAACAAGUGAGGCAGACUCUCUAUACAGUCGAGGGCUGUAAUUCAGAUCGAGAUAGUGCGCUGGCGCUGUCCUCUCUACUGUGCGAAGAGUUCCGUGGCACUACUCUCAGCCGUGCCCAGUUCCUGUUCUGCACCCCGCUGACGUCUCAGGACGAUUUACGGAGCUUUUGCAGAGCAGCUGAAAGCACCGGAGCGCGAUUCGCCAUGUGUGGUAUUGACAUGCUCAGCGGCAGUUGUCGCUCCACACUCCUGGAACUUCAGCUCGAACUGGGGAAGCGGCUCUCCAACAUCACCUUGAUCUACCUGUGCUACAGGAAAGUCUUCGCCCAAGCUUGGCCGGAGGUGAGCGGAGUCAAGCGCAAAGCUCUGUCAUCUGCACCGUUCUCCAGCCUCCAAUCGUGCUUCAUAUCGUGCGGCAAUCUAGCUAAUGGUGACAACAGAUUCAAUCUAAAGAUAAUCCCCGUGUGUGGACCAGCAGGUGCCGGAAAAUCAUUUUGGACAAAGGAGAAGUGUGAGGUAGACGACAGCCAGCCGCCUGUUGUCGUCGACCUGGCCCAGCUGGACGGUGCCGACGACGCUUGCCAGUUGCUUGUUGCAGAGUACCAGAAAGGCAACCUGCAGAGAGACCGCAAUCUGCAUCUACGUAUUCCGUCCAAUGCUGACGUUGUCCUCAUCAACCGCGUCUUCUUUGAGCUGCUCUGGUGCGGUGCGAUUCGAGCACAAAACAAAAAGAAGGUUUUUGCAGUGGCAACAAGUAGCAACAAAACGUGGAAAUGGUUUGUCGAAGUCCAAGAAGACAUCCUGGAAGCUGAAAAUGGACACCAACACGACCUCAGGGCCAUUUCAGAAGUGUUGCCGUUCCUGAGCGUUGCAACAUCCAGCUGUCCAAUCAACUUCAAGCUGAGGAAGAUCAUUCUGCAGGAAGAACAGCGGAAAUUGGCACGGCUGCUGGACCGAUUCUUCAAGGCCACGGACACCGGCCUUAUUGACCUGGAUGACGAUACCCAACCAAGCGAUAGCGAGUGCAGUGCGCUGAUACACCAGCUGCUCAGCUUGGACGAUGAGAGAGAGAAGACACGGCUGGAAGAGAUCUUGUUGCUGCAGUAUCUGUACGUGAAGUGGAAGUUUAUUGUUACACGAACUGAUUUGCCGAGCCUGGCCCGUUCAUACCCUCGGCUGACCUCGGCGAUCGUGGCGCUUCUCAUCAAGGAGGCCAUCUUUAUGUCUAGUCGUGAUCUGCAGUGUGUUUUCCAGCGCUGCCCACAGGGCUUCCUGGUGUGCGAUCCCUUUUCCGUGAUGGCAUCAUCUGCUGCUCAGGCAGACGUUUACAAGAUGGCUGUCAUCAGGAGUACGUAUGAGGAUGAGCCGGAUCGUCAAUGGAGCCCUUAUCCGAUUUCGCAGAGUCGCAACUAUCAGCUGGGUCUUCUCAGCUGGAUGUUUGGUAUUGAAGAUGGCGAAGUCGACAUGUUGAUCAAGCAGCAUGAAUUUGUCUUGACUGCAGACUUUGCUUUCAAGCUCUUCCUCAUUCAUGAACGACAGAGGCUCGGUCGACCGCUUGUGCUUGAGAGUGAAACGGGUGCAGGGAAAACAUACCUGCUGCAGAUGUACUCAAAGUUGUCCGCGCAUGCGAUUGAGAAGAGGACCGAAUUGCAGAGGUUUAAAAUGGCCCUUCAGCUUCUCAAGUCUAUCAUCUUCAACCCACAGCACUGGGACACUCUCGGCGAUGAGGGACAGUGCAAGUUUCCCCGGUUAGGUCAGCCAGCAGAUGAAGAACCAAGCAGCAUCAUACUCGGACAAGAUGUAAAGCUUCAUUCGGUCAAUUUUGAGCGCCUGCCGUGGGUUUGGUCAGAAUUUCUUGCCUUACUAAAGGAUGAGCUACGGCCCACUGCCAAGCAUCUCUUACAGCUAGGCCUGCAGUCUUGCAUCACGGAUAUCAGUGUCCUGGAUGUCAACACUGAUUUCAGGAGACUGCUGGCAGUCGACAGCCUCACAGAUGCCGAAAGCGAGAAGCUAUUGCGCGAGCUAGUUGCCACGCGGCCAAAGAAUCUUUUCAGAAAGAUGCUUGUUCACCCAGGCCUUCUGAAGUCCGAAAUCAAAAGGUUUCUUGACGAAGUGUUAACACUGGCUAGGAGCACCCCUGGGCAUGUUAUCAUUGUGUUCUUCGAUGAGUUCAACACAUCCAAGUACAUCGAUUCGUUCAAGGAGAUCAUGUUUGACAAUACAUUCGGCGGCGCCAUGUUUCCGGAAAGUUCCAAGCAGCUGUUCUUUGUGGCCGCUGUCAAUCCGUUUGGAACGAAAGAAAGACGAUGGAAUAUGAACUACUUCACGUUUGACCCGCACGACUCACCAGACACUAUGAAGGAAUGGGAUGAUGAAAUGGGACAGGUGUAUAAUGUUCGUGGCCUACCUAAGAUCAUGAGCCUCCAUCAAUGGAAGUACUUCAGUUUGAGAGAGCCUGAGGAGCUAGAGGAGUACACUGCGUGCAAGAUAGAAUUCUUGAAAGACAGCCCAGAGUUGCAGCAUGUCAAUGCCCGGAAUGAGUUCAACGAUGACGUGCUGAUGAUCCUCAGCAAGUUCCUCUAUCACUCGUACUGUUUCUGUCAGGAGAACGUCACCAGGUGCUUUGUCAGUCAGCGUGAUGUGCAACGUGUCUUCAAGCUCAUCCCGCAUCUGUGGAAUCUGGCUAUCAAUGAGCUGAUGGAGACGAGAAGAGAAAUUGAUGUCAACUCACUGCUUCUUCGCUGCAUCCCGGUGUCCAUUGCACUGGUAUUUUAUGUUCGACUACCCACCAUACCAACAGAUAAGUACCCCAAUGCCUCCCGGAACUUGCUGGAUGAGUAUGUUACUAAGAAAGUUCAAAAAGGGUAUCCACGAACAGGCUUUGCAUCAAACUCCCUGAAGAGAGCACUUGAGACAGAGAUCAAGAAGGCAGUGACGCAUGAGAACUUCUACAUUCCGGAUGGAGUCGCUCUGACACCCGCACUGCAGGAGAACAUCUUCUGCAUGGUAGCGUGUAUUCAGCAACGUAUUCCACUGGGCAUCAUCGGUGAGCCUGGCUCUUCCAAGACGCUUGCGUAUCAAAUUGUUCGACAGAACCUGUGCGGAGAACGUGGGUCCACAAAGAAGUUUUGUCAGCAGUUUGGUGCAGUCGAUCCUUUCUUCUGUCAGUGUUCUCCGGAGUCAAGCACAGAUCAGAUACAGAGGUUGUUCAAUGUUGCUAUCAAGCGACAACGCUUCUAUGAUAAGCAGAAGCUACCUGCAUACACAGCACUGCUCACAGACAAGCGACCCAAGGUUACUGUGUUUAUUGACGAGGCAGGCUUGCUUAAUGUAAGGCAAAAUCGCAUGGUGAUGAAAGUGCUUCACCCGUACCUUGACGAGCCUGAGGUCUCAUUCGUGACGAUGUCCAACCACUGGUUUGAUGCUGCCAACACUAACCGCAUGCUGACGGUGUUCCGCUCGCGUGCAGACAGCGAUGACCUGAUCAGUCUGGCCUAUGGGUGUCUUGGUUUGCCAGACGAUGGUGAAGCCGACAACACUACUCGCUUUCUGCAUGGCCUUUGUGAAGGCUACCGUUCUGUUGCGAAGAGGUUUCCACGCUGGUAUCAUCAACGAGAUCUCAUUGCCCUUUUGCGAUUCUUCCGUCGAUAUGCAGAAGGAGUGCACAGGGUCAAUGUCAUAAACAUCCAGCAGGAUCAUGUACUUCAAGGUAUUGAGGAAACGUUUGGAGGCCGCUGCGAAAAAGAUGUCAGAUGGGUCGUCAGCACCUUCUUCGAGAAGAUCCAUAAGUCACUACCUAGCUUUCCUGAAUGUGCUCAGGAAUCUCAGUUCAAGAACCCUAUUGAAAUCCUUCUGCGCAUGAGAUACCAGCUGCAAAUCGCACAUGAAGAAGGAAAGCUACACUAUCUCAACACGAGUGCAAUGGUGCCACGUUUCCUUCUCCUGGUUGACGACUAUGGCUGUGACUUCAAUACAGUUGACAUGCUAUUCCGGCUGGGAGUGGUCUCCGCGGAGCCUGGCCAGACACAUCUCUUUCAGCACUGCGGCCAAGUGCAGGAGAGUAGCGAUGUGCAGUGCGCGAGCAUUCUGGCUCAGCUGCGUCAGUUUCUCAACCAGCCGUGCACAGUUGUGAUUGUCAACUCCCCCAGGCUGCAUGGCUACCUGUAUGAGCUCUUCAACCAAGCCUUUCAAACCAUCACUCUGGAUAACGAGCAGUGUGCUUUUUCAAGCAUCGCCAUGGGAGACAGUACAUUACCAUGUCGAGUGCACCCAAAGUUCCGGUGUAUCCUCGUGUUGAGCCGGUCUCUGGUGGAGGCUGAGCGCACGCCAUUCCUCAGCAGGUUUUCGAAGCUGAGCAUUCAUCCGUACCAUGGCUGGCAGUAUGUCUUGAGAAAUGCUGCCUCACCAAGUCUCCUGCGAGACAUCCAGACUCAGUGUGAGGUGUUCUUGAAUCAGAUCCACGAGAGAUACUUUGUUGGCUGUGGGCAGGAUGUGGCUUUCAGCGGUACUAUGUUCCUCCACCUUCUGGACCUGGUAAUGUGUAAUUCUGAGCGCAAGUUUGAGCUCAGUCGACUGAUCUCGCAAGGCAACACUGACCCAGCGGUGACCAUUACGGCAACGCGUGACGUCAUCGCCCGCUACUUCCAGCUGAUGCCCAUGGAGUCGUACAUAACGGUGCAUGGCCUGCUAUCACCACCAGCCACGUACCAUCAAUUCUACUUGAGCUGUCGGCAGAACGCCUUCACCCUGCGUGGCGUCUUGGAGCGUUCUCUGCGCAAAUGCCAGGCUGAACAGAAAAGGUCCAGAGUGAUGCUGCUGACUAAGUCUCUCUCCUCCGACGUAAACCGUCUUUCCUCGGCUGCUGCCAAGGAAGUGUGUCUUGGUCAGGAGCUUGCAGCUUGUACUGAGAUUCAGUCGUUCAAUGACUUCCAGCACUUCUUUGAGGCUGAGCAGGCUGUGAAAGAGCUCGGCGCAGCCCAGUGCAGAUGCCUGGUGGUCACUGUGGAUAUUUCGCAACCACACGAGAUGGCUGCCGUUGGUCCGUUGAAGCGACUCAUCGAGAAACAGAUCAGUGAUGCGGAUACACCGAACCCUCGGCAUGGCCACGCUGCCCACACCAAGGUUUAUGCUAUACUGCUGCACUCAUUCCUGCAGAGUCCGCAUUGCAAAAGCAUAUCUGCACCUGUCCUGCAUGGCUGGCAAUCGCACUUUAUCUCGAUAGAUAGCUUGUCGCAUUUCUGCCCUAUUAGCGCCACUGAUUUCUUCUGUUACACAAGCUGGUCGCGGGCAAGAUCUCCGCAGGAAAGACUUGACCUUGAAAGGGAGCUUCGACCUCGUCUCCAGCAGCACGCCGCGCUCUUCAGCGAGGAGUUUUGCCGACGUCUCUCGUACAUCGGCAGCACCAGCUCUCUCCAACGUGAUACUAGUUUUCCGUAUCGGUUCCUGCCACUGCUCAGCCCUCUAUCCCGCCGACAUCCGUCAACACAUCCCUCCAGGGUGGAGGUAGUCGUGUUACUGCUGCAAAGGAUACCCGGGCUAUUUGACUGGCUUUCCAGCGCACUACUCACAUGGAUGACCAAGGAAGGUACAGGAUGGAUGGAGAAGACAUCAAACACCAUAAUCCUCCAAGAUCUGAACUGCAGCCUGGUCGAUUGUCUAUUUGCAGAGAUUGAGGCUGUGACCAAGGAUCUGAUGCAAACCAUCUUGCUGGCUACUUUGAGCAAAUACAACGUGUGCAACCUGCUACCGGUGUUACGGACCAAUCCAGACCUUGUCAGGAAGCUGCUGCUGCCCGUGGCAUCAACGCGUGUCGCCGGGUCGCAAGAUGGUCGUCUGGUUGAUCUGGAAAGGCACGAGUAUCAUACGCCGUUCUUUGAUGAGUUCACCACACGCCUGGAGAACAUCGGCCUCGACGUCCAACAGCUGAAUCCUAAUAUGGUACAUUUAGCACUGGACCGGGAUGUUGUCCUCGGUGAUUUGCUCAGAGAGAAGGACUUCGUAGACCUCUGCGUACCUGACUACAUACAGUUUGCACUUGGCUGGCGGACAUCAACGUCGGCGACGGUCCCAAUUGCAAUGCACUUUGUGCGGCUUUGCUUUGCUGAAGGCACUCAGCUGGACAUUGAGACAGACAUGUUCUCAUUCGUCCACGUGCUGCUCAGAGAAGAGCGUGCUCUCAUUUUGUCACUGCUGAAUGGUGUGGUCGCGCUGCUUCAGCUCUCCCCCAGCACGCACCACCAAUCCGCCCUGAGCAUGCUCAAGCUGUGCACAAAGCGGCAAGACCUGGUAGAUCAACUGGCGACCAGACUGGUGGAGCAGCUGUGGGAGUCUCUUUGUCAGACCCUGCACUUAUCGCCACCUGAUUGCGACCCGAAAGAACUAAUACAACAGUUGCUAUUGUGGAAAGCAUCAAGCAAUUACAUAAUGCAAUACUGGCCGUUUCAGGAGCCCGAGUCCAUUGCCUCCAAGCAUGGUUCGGUGCUGUUCAAAACAGUGGCAAAUGUUGCCCAGCAGAUGUCCAGGAGGUUGAAGUUGAUGGCGUCGGUCGAGCUCAUUCUGAGUUGCUUGACAAGGACACCUGCUAUUCGAGUCUUAGAGAUCCUGCGUAAGCUAGUGCCGAAAGGAGACCUGUCGGCGAAGGAGCCAUCGGAACACGAUUCGCCAGAUCUCCAGCUCUCUCAGGUCUUCAACUGCCUGCUGGAAAUCGGAACUGCUGAAGGACGCAGUGACUGUCUGGCCAGCGAGGCUGUCCAGCUCAAGCUCUGCUGUGCUGAGUGGCUCGUCAGAAGGCUAGAGUCGAAAUCGUACGUGACGAUCGACUCGUUCAAAGCUGAGCACGACUUCCAGCUGUUGCUUCUGUGUGUACACGGGCGCUGGCGACAAGAUGAAUCCAGUGCCUUCUGCAUCCCAACUUACUUGUCUGCUGGACUUUUACAUGGUCUUGAGCAGAGAGUAACACGUGACUUGGUAUCCCCUCCGCAACGGGUGGCCCUGGAAAAGGCUACCUACCAGGUACGCGAGGUCAUCGAGAGCACUGUGAAUCGAAUCCUGGAGCCGCAGCUCAUCAUGAGAGAUUUGAGCGCCGUGCCGCACUACGUUCCAUCCGGGAGGGCUGACCGCACACCGUUUCCUCCCUUGGGCAGCGCCUAUUAUGAGCUGGCGUGCGCUUGGCAGCGAAACCUGACUGCGCCCAACAUGGAUGCCCUUGAGUACCAUAUCAACUCUGCUAUGGAGAAUAAGGCCAUCGUUGAGCUGCCCUCGCCACGAGGCGACGAACGGCGCUAUAUGCAGAGGCUGCAUAGAAACGCCAAGACGCACGUGGCAACUGAGCUGGCAGCAAAGCGCAUUGCAGAAUUGAUUCAGAGCAAUACACUACCACCAGCAUCCCUCGCAUGCCUAAACAGCUUCUACUCUAAGCUGAAUUCCAUCCAGAAGGCUAGCUUUUGUUGGGAGGUACUGUCCAGGGUGAAGUGUUAUUGUUUGGCGAGAGGGCUUGCUUCUUGCCCAGAAGUCUGGGCGUCGGAGCUCCGGAAGACAAGUAGCGACCUCGCACCACUGCAGACCAACUUGAAUCUGUCCUCAGCGGGCAAAUCUGAAGACUCUGUGACCGUGAUCGCCAGCCAGCCGACCCUGCGAGCUGUGUUUGGCAAUCUUUGUCAGCGUCUCCGCGGUCAAGAGAAGUCCAAGCCAGCUGCAGCCGUUCUCAACUGGUUUCUCUUGACCCCGGCCGAUAGGGGAGUCAAAGAAGCGUGUGUGCUGUGGACAGGUUUUUACAGUCACUACAUGAUAGGCAACGACGGCCUCCGCGGCUUGCUCUCUGCAGGAUUAUCAUCAUCAGCCAGCCCUGCACUUGCGCAUGCUCUGAAACUUCUUCUCGAUGAGCCUGCCUCGAUGCCGCCUGCCUUCAGUCAUCUGCUUCACACUGAGGAAGACUACCUGCGCGAUGUGUUUGUCUCCACACUGGUGGCAAUACUUGCCAUGGGCCCUGAAAGUCACCUCUACACGUGCCUGUGUGAGCCGGCAUCAUUCACCGGUACACUGAUCAUUGGAUCGCUAUCAGGCCGUGGAAAGCCUCUGCGCUGCAAUGAUAGCUACAGCAGCAUCAUUGAUCAUUUCUUCCAGACCUGUGUCUUAGGUGAGCGGUCAGAAGACCACUGGCCCAUGCUGGUGUACGAAGAGUCCACGCAGCCACCCUGUCUCACGUUCCUGGCCAACGUCCUGUGUGCACUCCACGUGUGCAUCGCCCUCUGUUGGAAUCUGCUGUUGUUCACCGAUGCCGCGCUGGCUGAUCAGAGUCUUGUUUGUGAUGUCAGUGGCAUCGGUCAGGAAGACACACGUGAUUGGCGUCAGCUUGCACUGACGAAAUGCAUCGAUAAGGUCAAGGUACUGUUCAGAAUUCUGGAGCGUGGCGAUGUCAACAUGUCACACUUUAGCACAAAGGGUAUGCUGCUCACAUCACUCAAGCUGAUGAUGAAAUCCGCAAGCGAUGGCACUGUGGCGUUUAAACGCUCCUACCGAACUAUGGCCGAGUUGAACCGAGCAGAAACCCAGUUCCGGACUGGCAUUGUAGAACCGACUUUGCGCAAGCACUGUGCCGAGCUCAAUGAAGCCUUCGUGGCAGCGGUGGACAAGGACUUUGCCGAGCUGCACUGGAAUAGGCUGACAACGCAGUACAAUGCGCGGCUGGACGUUUGGUACACAACAAGCUGCGCUCGCCCAGUCCUUGCCCACGUCCUGGCGUACUACCCACGCCUCGCGAUGGUCAAACACAUCAAGAGUAUCAUGAAAUUGUUUGUGUACAUCCACAAGUACCUGUCGCAACUCUUUCCACUCGAAGCCAUCAUGGCAAACCGGCUGACAGUGAAAUCUGCCAUCGACCAGUAUUCACUUCUGUUCACGAAUUGUCCAGACUUUGAUGCAACGUUUCGCCAAGCAAAGGAGGACUUUGCUCUGCUGACAAGUAACUUGUGUACUGUGAUGUCUGGAUGCUUUAAACUGCACAGCAGGUGGACUCUGAACAACGAAACACCGCUGAGCGAGAUUGUCGUCCCGAGUCCGAAGCGGCACAGCUCCAUUCUGAGUAGUCUGAUUGGCGAGGUGCUGUCCUGGCAGAUGCAGCUGUACACUCUCUGUGAGCGCCAGUCCUUGGAACUGCAGGCCGGCAACUCUGCAUUCAUACAGUACCUGCAGCAGAGUUUACAUGCCGACAGCGUGGCGCCAGAGGAUGUUAUCACCCACGGCGGUGCUGAGCUGCUGCAGAUUAGCAACAGUGCCAUGAACCAGCUACUUGCCGUGCACUGCUGUCCUAUUCAAAGCCAGGGCGUCCGCCACUUGAACAUCGACGUGGAAGCCAUGGAGAUCCAGGUGGCAAUGCUCUUCAUCAGUAAAAUGCGCAAGAUCGACUGGCCGUUGUACAUCGGCACUCUGGAAUUCCGGUUCCUUGACGAGGAUGCCUUUGUCCGCGCUCCAGCUCCCAUGGUGAACGUUCCGAUCUCGGCAGUUCAGGAUAUGCAGAUUGAGCAGAUCCUUCACAACCUGGACCGGUCGCAGGUGGAGGGUGCUCUCUUCGACCUCCGUCAACUGGUGCGCAACUUGAAACGCAAUCAUCCGCCGGAGGAUAAGGUGUUUGAGGGGCGCCUGCUGGAUGCCUACUUGCAGCACAAACUUGACAAAGACGGGCUCCAGUACACUCCGCACCUGAAGCGCUUCGGUGGAGUCGUCUUCCUACAGAAUCUCCCCACCUUGAUCUUGCACUUGGAGAAACAUCUUCUAAGCAGUGACUUCCGGCAUGUUCCGCCGAUUCUGAAGCAGCCAUUGCUCCCGCACGACAAGCAAGUGAUUAAGGAGAGCCUGGAACACAUUCUGAGUGAAUCCGAUGACCUGGCAUUGUCCGUUUCCAAACUUGAGGCUUUGCUCGACACGCUGCAGAAUAGCUUGGUUGAAAUUGAGGACAAUCCGGAUAAGAAAAUUUCCGACUUUCUGAUUGCAAGCCGGAAACCUCAGAGGGACCAGGAUUCUGCGAGUGAACGCGCGCCAGUGAGUGAUGUAACACUGCCUGACUCCUUGCUCGGGUUUCAUUACCAGCGCUUCAUGGGCAUGCUCUCGUCGUCGCUUCGGGAGAUGCGCAGUAAGCUGAUGCGGCAGGAGCUGGCGUCCAAGCAUCCUCAGGAUCCCUGUUGCUUCAGCACACCGCAUUCAAUGGCCAGCAGCAGCUUACGUGCCGGGACUGAGCCCAGCGUGACACUGACAAUCAAAGUGUUCUGCGAGGACGAAGAGCCAGAUGUGGAGUACACGGUCACUUGCGCUCAGUCGGCCUGCAUUCUCCCAAUUCUAGAGGAUCGUGUCCUCAGGCCCAUCCUCUUCUAUAAAGUUGGCAGGAAGUCGUUCCGCGCCAACCAUGACCAGGAGGUAUCCAAGCUGAAGGAGUUGUGUGGCGGCCGUGAUACUAUCACCGUGUGUGUAACUGUUCUGGAUGACUGAACAGGUCUUCUACACGUGGUGAUGGAUUUGCCAGUGUGUGCCGUGAAGCUCCGCUCGUUGACAUGGUAGCAUGUGACAGGCCAAACUACUUAAAUUCGGUAUUGUAGGGUCAACGCAAGGCAGGCAAUUGAGUUUUUUCUUGGUAGUGGUGAGACGUAUUACCCAUAAAUACCUACUAGUAAUUCUUUACCUAGAAAACUUUUUUUAUUUGAUUAUUUGGAGAGUGGCUUCCUAUCUUUAGGGGCUUUCCAGUGUACUUGUGCGAGCAGCAAUGAUAAUCACAUUACGGAUAGUGAUCCUCACUGAUGUGGCGCUGCACACGCUGGUUGUUGAGCAAUUCAUCACGUGACCUUUUGUUGCGCACCACGUGGAUUCCUCGGACUGCUAUUGCACUCUUAAUUUACAAGAUUUUCUGAGUUUUUUUUCUUCUUCUAUAGAGCUACAUUGUGGGUAUAGAUUUUUGUCCUGAAGUUUACCCCAGCAUCAAUGUAAAUUCACAUGCCAUUGGAAAUUGUUUGCUGUGUAUUUACCAUGGCUCUACCCCCGGCCACUCACAAUCUAGGAAAUUUAUCUGUGCUGAUGCAUAUCUUUUACCGUUUACGGUCUGAGAACAAUUGUAGGUAACUGUUUACACAAGUCGGCGAUCGAACAACUUGAUCUAGGUUAUAUUUUAUUUGCUGUAGUUCCGAGUUUCAACGUUAUUCACCAGUAUUUAGGCAAGAAUGAUGAUGUUUCAUGGUUAUUUACCAGUAUUUAGGCCAGAAUGAUGAUGUUUCAUGGUUAUUCACCAGUAUUCAGGCAAGAAUGAUGAUGUUUCAUGGUUGUUCACCAGUAUUAAGGCAAGAAUGAUGAUGUUUCAUGGUUAUUCACCAGUAUUCAAUCAAGAAUGAUGAUGUUUCAUGGUUAUUCACCAGUAUUAAGGCAAGAAUGAUGAUGCUCGUGAUACGUGCAUAGGGUUUUAGAAGCUUCCUUACAUCCCUUUUUCGUUUAUGCUUUUCAUUCCCUUUUUUCCUUUUUGACGCUCAUCCUACUUCUUUCUCUCUUUUCUUUCCUCUGGUGACCAUGGUGACUCGUCAGGAACAUUACAGUUUCUUGCCCGUUCAGGUCGCCCUGUCGAACUUUUGACGAUGCCAGAACAAUCUCAUUGUCCUAGUUUUUUUUUGGUUUGUGAAUUUAAAAUUUACAGCUAGUCUUUUUGCUAAAAUUUGGCUUGUGAGCAACACUGGCUCACACUCAAUCACUGCUUUUUCACAAAUUCAUCUUUUUGCUAGUUUAGUCAAAAUCCCAUUUACUGACCUGCACCUCUGUGUCUCGGUUACUCUUUCAGUUUGUAGGUGCAAGCGGAUGA